Williopsis jadinii is the source of this 507-nucleotide messenger RNA. It is a transcript of the gene CAF20, whose product is annotated as Caf20p. NCBI's taxonomy places the organism in Eukaryota, Fungi, Ascomycota, Saccharomycetes, Phaffomycetales, Wickerhamomycetaceae. The coding region runs from base 1 to 507 and encodes 168 amino acids. Gene Ontology annotation, biological process: negative regulation of translation; translational initiation. The record is from RefSeq and is a predicted model, not a curated record. The transcript has a single exon.
AUGGUUCUCAAGAAGUACACCCAGGAGGAGCUCGUUGAGUUGCGUGAUCACGCUGUUGUUCCAAGCCAGUUUGACUUUGAGGAGUUCACCAAGUCAAUUGAAGAGCAACGCGCCAUUCAAGAGGAGGAGCUUCAGCACCACCACCACGAAGGCAGUGGUAGAAGACGUUCAUCCCACCACCUCACAAGACCAGCCUUCAAGCCAAGAAAGCCAAAGGCACUUCCACCACAGCCGGAUGCCGAUGGCUGGGUCACUCUGAACAAGAAGAACUCUGUUUCUGGUGAGGAAGCCACACAGUCAAGAGACAAGUUCAGAGAGCAUGUCAAGGAGCAAGGAGCUUCUCAGCAGUAUGCUAGACCAAACAAUAAGAACAUUGGCUCCUCGAAGCCUGCGGACGCUAGGGAUAUCACCGAUAAGCCAAAGACAACCUUCAACGCGUUUGCAGCUCUUGGUUCGGAUGAUGACGAAGACGAUGACGAUGACGAAGAGGAGGAGGAUGAAGAGUAA